Messenger RNA from Leishmania mexicana MHOM/GT/2001/U1103, 4314 nucleotides. RefSeq names its product kinetoplast-associated protein-like protein. Lineage: Eukaryota; Euglenozoa; Kinetoplastea; Trypanosomatida; Trypanosomatidae. Gene Ontology annotation, cellular component: dynein complex. The record is from RefSeq and is a predicted model, not a curated record. The transcript has a single exon. Gene Ontology annotation, molecular function: dynein light intermediate chain binding; dynein intermediate chain binding; minus-end-directed microtubule motor activity. The coding region runs from base 1 to 4314 and encodes 1437 amino acids. Gene Ontology annotation, biological process: microtubule-based movement.
AUGGCAGGCCUGGGGGCGGGUGAAGCCGCAGCAGCCUCCCCGGGGCUGACGGUGGGCGCCAUUGUCGCCUACGAAUGCUUCCUCGACGAAACAGCAGGGUCAGCAUCGUGGCGGGUGGGGUCCAUUCUGGCGCUCCCCUCCUCCCCGUCCUCCGCCGGUGACGACACCGUGGAAGGGGGCGCCGCUCGGACCGCGGGAAGAAGCACCAACUCCAUGAAUGACCCAAAGUUCCUGAAGUCCACGCCGCAGAAUGCAAGCCGCGUCGACGGCAGCGCUCCGGAUGAUAAGGAGAGAAGUGCUGCGGUUGUGGCCACCCCGCCGCUGGUGCCGGCAUCUGCGUGCCAGACGGUGCUGAUCCAGCCAUGGAUCUCGCUGGCGUCGACGGCUGGUGCACACGGAGACGCUGGGCACGCCAGUCCGUCAGGUGGCCCCCACAGCCCCUCCCCCUCACCCGAGCAGCACGGCGUCGCGCGGGCCGUUCGCCUGGCCGAGAUCAACGCCAUGCAGAGGGAGCUCGAAGAAAUCGAGCACUUCGCACGGGGUGAAGGCGCCGGUGACGCUGGCGUCUACCCCACCACAGCAGCGAGCCGCCGCUGCACGAGCGCCGCCUGCGGCGGCGAGGACGACGGAAACGACAGACGACUUGCCGGGGAGCUCUUGCAUGCGUACACGCGCGUGCUGGGCUUCAGGACCGAGUCCAGAGGGCACAGCCACCUCCGCGCCGACGACCUGCACCGCGGCAGCGAGGAGAGUGCCACCGCCGUGGUCGUCGACAGCGACGACGACGAUGGCAUAAACCCAGAGUUGACCCGGCAGAUAGAGCACAAGCUCGCCGAGUUCCGCAAGCGUGCCUCGAAUAUGCUUAGCGGUAUGCAGACGGCGCGUCGGAACGAGCGCGAUCUGCAAGCGGCCCAGAAGCGGGUGCAGGUGUCCCUCGAAGACGCGAAGCGGCAGCUGCGCGAGGCGCAGAAGAAGGUGCAACGCAUCGAUAAACGGCACCUGCACGAAAUUCAAGGCUACCGACUGCCACCGGUGGUGGUGAAGCAUGUGAUGGAUGCCGUGCUCUGCGUGCUCGGCGAGACGGCGAAGAACUGGACCGACGUGGUCACGGCUAUGCGCAGUCCGUCCUUUAUAUCGAACGUCGGGUCCCUCCACCACGGGCAGCUCGCGCUGGCAGAUGUGCAGGAGCUGAAGAAGAAUUUUAUAUCGAACCCGCGCUUCUCUUACGCCGAUGUGCUCAAAGGCAGCCACGCCCUUGGCCAGUUCCACGAGUGGGUGAUACGGCAGCUACAGCUGAUGGAGGCGGGAAGUGCCCAUGCAGAGUUCAUGAGGGAGAAGGAGGAGAGCAACCAGGAGCUCGCCAUCGCCCGCGAAAAGAUGGAGGCGGAGGCAGCGGAGCUGCGGCAUCUCGAGGAGGAGCUCGAGGCCCUCAUGCGCGAGCAGACGCGUCAGCUGCAGGAGCGGCGCUCCGGCACACUCACCCCGUGCCCUACGGGCGUCGAGGGAUUGUCUCAGCGUCCUUCGUCACCUCUCACAAACGUCCUCCUGCCAGCGUCCGGGUCGCAGGGAGCGGCGACGACGAGUCCGCAGCGUACCCGCCGACCAUCGACGCACGCCGCCAGCGGUGCGGAGUCGCCCAUGUCGACAUCGGUACAGCUGCGCGCGGCGGUGGCUGACUCUGUGGAGGCAAUGGCGAGCAGCAACGGGGCCCCGGCAAUCGGUGGUGACGCGCAGCGGCGGUCGAGCACCUCGGUCACUGCCAUCUCCGUGCCCUCUGGAAGCGCCUCAGCGCCGCACACCGCAGCCGACGCAGCUGCUGCGAUGGCAGACGGCGCCAUGAAGAUGACGAUGGGCGGCGUGGCCGCUGCGAGUCACCCUCCUACGGCGGUGCUGCUCACCCAGCAGCAGCAGCAGGUCCCGGUGAUGGUGCCUCCGGGUACUCAGUGGAUAUGCCCGCACCCAUGCGCUCUGCAGAGCCGCACCUACGUUCUUCGCAGCAGCAUCCUGUGUGUCUUGGGUCAUCAGCAGGAGCGCACGGGCGAGAAGCCUGGUGAGACCUCCCCUGACAACGGAACGGCAACACCGGCACGGGACAUGUUCGAACUCACGACGGCGCAGCAGCAGUUUGUUGCGGAAGCCCUUCAUGGCCCUGCGCGGGCCCUGCCGCCGCUGUCGCCGUCAUCCGCGACAGCGGGAAGCGCACGCUCCUCGCACGCCACCAUUGUCACACAGCAUACAAAAGCCUUCACGGAGAAGGAAUGGGAGACGGUGGUGAGGGACUCACCUGACGAGCUGUGCCGAGCCUUUAUGGAGGAUGUGGCCAUGAUCUGCCACGUGCCAAGCCGCGCUGUGACAGACGUCGCGUGGGUGCUCCGGGGCCUGCAUGUGCAGUGCGCCGUAUGCCACCCCUCCACUGACAGCAGCAAGGCCGUGCAAGCCGCCCUUGAGAAGGAGGCGUACCCGACGGUCAUGGCGCUGUACGCGCAGCGGCAGCGUGUACCUGACUCGUUGGACGACGAAAGCACACGUCAGCUGCAUCAGGCGAUGCGUCUGGCGUCGAUGGAAGACGAGAUCCGGGCGGCGCAGCAGCCGGAGGCGGAGGCCCGCCGCGAGACUGAGUCGCUGCGCGAUGCCUUCGAGAGGGAAAAGCAGGCGUUCAUGGAGAAAAUGGCAGUGGCGCAGACGUCGAGUCAGGCGGGCACUCACGACGACGUCCGCGCGGACCUGACCCUCCAGGAGGCGCUCGAGGAGCGCACGGCUCAGCUCGGACACGUCCAGGCGUCGCUGGCAGAGACGCAAGCGAAGGCCAAACGCGCGGAGGACCAACUCGCGACUGCGCAGGCUCAUCUGGUCUCGGCAGAAAAGCGGGCAGCGAAGGUGAAGGCCGAUGCCGAAGCAGCCCGCACAGCGGCAGACCUGGCGGCGAUACAGGCGGAGAAGACCUUGGAAGAUCUCGGGAGUCAGCUGCGCGCUGCCCACGCAGCCUUUGAGGGAGAACGGACAAGACACCAGACGGAGCUCGACGAGGCACAAGCCGCGGCGGCAGCGCGCGAGACGCGGCUUCGGCAGCAAUUAGACGCCAUGAAGCAUCGGCUGGCCGAUGCGCAGCCGCGCGAGGAGCCCAUGGAGAAAGAAGAGAAGACCCAACAAGAUUUCACGGCGGCGGCAGAUGCGAGGCGAGCGGCGGAGCACGCAGCUCAAGUGGCGGAGCUGGAGCGGAAGCUGAGGGAGGCAUCGUCAGCACAGGCAGCUCUUCAGGCAGAGCACAGGCACCUUCGCGAGGAGCUGGAGAGGGCUCAAGCGCAGGCAACGGAGAAAGAGAAGACACGCCUUCGACUGCUAGAAAACAUGGAAUCCGUGCGGAAGCAGAUGGAGUAUCCGCAACAGCACGGCGCCAGACGUGCUGCGAUCCCUGUGGAGCACUACAGGAAGAACGGUUUUGAGCGCGCCCACGUGCGUGCGGCCGAGGCGGAUGCUGCCCUUGUAGAGGCCUUGCGCGCGCAGCUGACCGCAACCGAGGUGGCCACAAACUUCUGCAGGGCAGAGCUGGAGGCCCAGAAGUCGGCGGAGGCGGCUGCCCGAGAGCGGCAAGCGGUGCGGCAUGCGGCAGUCACAGCCAUACGGGAAAAGAUCGAGGAUCUUGCGGAGAGUGUUACCAUCGCGGCCGAUCGGCCGCGCCAGCCCCCUCAGCAACUCGCCUCGGAGAAGGAGAGGUUCAUUGGUGAGCUCAUCGCACAGCUUGGAGAGGUAGAGGAUGAGAAGGCGGAGAUCAACACCGCAACUGCUCGCGCCCAGCGCUCGUUCGCCACGAUGCAGCGGGAAGUAUCGGAUGCCCAGGGACGCGCAGCGCAGCUGGAGGAAGCGCGGCGGACUGCAUGCAAGGAGCUACAAGCAAUGACGGCAACGGUUUCUGCUGAGGACGCCGGCAACUCUGUCACGGAUGCGGAGCUGGUGCACAGUGGCAGCAUGCAAGACCAUCAAGAGGCGCUUGUGGACAUCAGCGAGCGUGUGCUUGCUGCGUCGGCGGCGUUGACGAGCGCCAGCGACGCCCUUGCGACAUACCAGCAGCAGCGUGCUGUGGAACCGAAGCAGGAGGAGGCGUUUAUCGCCAACGUAUUCUUCGAGAGUGACGGCCGCUACCGCCGUCCCAACCGCGAGGGCGCUGAGCUGGCGGCGCAGAUAAUGGGCGAAGUGUACGACGCUGCCACCGGCACCUUCCUUAGCCGGCACCAGUGGGCUUGGAUGCAUGUCUGUCUUGGUGUGCUGCUACUUUUCUCCUUCACGACGCUCCAGUACAAGAAAUACGAUGUGUGA